Xenia sp. Carnegie-2017 is the source of this 2297-nucleotide messenger RNA. Its product is annotated as macoilin-like. Gene Ontology annotation, cellular component: rough endoplasmic reticulum membrane. Bases 168 to 2165 code for a protein of 665 amino acids. The record is from RefSeq and is a predicted model, not a curated record. Gene Ontology annotation, biological process: neuronal signal transduction. Lineage: Eukaryota; Metazoa; Cnidaria; Anthozoa; Malacalcyonacea; Xeniidae. The transcript is spliced from 10 exons.
UUGUACAUGGCAUGUACACGAGACAAGUAUUUACUCCACAUCCUCCACCUGAAUCCUGUCAUAUGAUAAUGCGCACGCGCGAACAUUAGAAGAGACAAUUCAUUUCUGUGGGAUUUGUACUUUCCUUUAAAAAAAUCUGUUGUAUUUUGUCAUUACAUGCAUGAAUCAUGACCAUAAAACGGAGGAUUGAUACAUCUAAAUUGCGUAGACCAUUAAAAAGGUCUAAAAUAACGGAAUCUGUUUAUGGCAGCUUAUUUAUUUAUGUGAAAUUCUUCAUUGUCUGGAUUAUGGUUCUGACUGCGGACUUUUUGCUUGAGUUUCGUUUCGAAUAUUUGUGGCCGUUUUGGCUUCUCAUGAGAAGUACAUACGAUUCCUUUAAAUACCAAGGAUUGGUCUUCUCUGUCCUAUUUCUAAUCCUGGCACUGUGUUCAGACGUUGUGUUUUUAAUGGUGCUACCAAUUCAUUGGCUAUUUUUUGCUGCUAGUACCUAUGUCUGGGUUCAGUUUGUCUGGCAUACAGAUCGUGGUCUUGGUCUACCAACUAUAUCCAUGUGGUUAUUGUUCAUAUAUGUUGAGGCCUCUGUUCGAUUAAAGGAGUUAAAAAAUUUACCAUUCCACUUGGAUUUGUGUCGGCCUUUUGCUGCUCAUUGUAUUGGUUAUCCAGUUGUGACAUUGGGCUAUGGUGUAAAGAGUUAUGUCGGUUAUAAAAUUAGACAGAGAAAAAUUCAUCAAGUUAGCAAAGAAAAUGAUUUUUAUAUGGAGCUGAUCAACCAGUCAUUACCAUCAGAUAACUUAGAUAUUAUGAAAGGAAAUGUGAUUGAUAAAGUUCCAGAGGAAGCGGCUAAAAAGAGUGUUCAAGUUUAUAACCAAAGUGUUGGCAAUAGCAAGUCACCUAUUGAACUUCUAAAUGGCAAUUGUCAUGAGAAUGCAAAGACUUUAAACAACGAGAAAAUAAGUCGAAACAAGGCAACCUUAGGAAAAAAAAUAAAUGAAGAUCAUAACUUGAACGAACUUGAAAAUAAACUAGAACAAGAUAAUCGUGCAGGUGAUAAUCCUACUGGACGUUCUCUGUUUGGUGGAGCUAAAAGAACGAGUUCCGCCAAGGCUAAUGGAGUACGUUGUGAUGAAGAAUCUGAUAGUGGUGAUUCAUCAAAUACGUCAACAAACAGUUGUCAUGGUGGAAGUAAAAGAGAUACUCAUCAGAAGACGUUGGCGAUGGAUUCCAAGUCUCGUUCUUCUCUUACCGCAGAUGUCAAUCAUUCAUUAGUGAUACAACUAAAAGAAGAAAAAAAUUCCAGACGACGCAUAGAGAGCACACUCAGUCACACUGAAAACGAGUUGAAGCGAGUAAAGCAAGACUUGCAAAGCAGUCGUCACAACGAACAGGAUAUUCGUUCACAACUUCAAUCUCUCAUUUCCAAUGAAAGAUCUCUCAAGUCGGAAGUCAAUCAAUUGAAGAAUGAUAACGAAAUUUACCAACAGAAACUACAAACGUUGACAUCCUCCCGUCAACAGGAUCGCAAUAAUAUUGCAAGUUUAGAACGAAAGCUGAAGUCGGAACGCGAGUCAAAGCAAUUACUGGAAGGACAACUUCGUGAAGAACGGAAGAAAUGGAAGGAAGACGAGUUACGCCAGUCAAGAGAAGACACUGCUAUUCAAGAAAAUUGCAACGCACAAAGAGUGGAAUUCGAGGAAGAAAUAAGGCAAUUACAGGUGACGAUAAACGAGAAAGACGAACGAAUUAAAUGUCUUGAAAAGGAUGUGGAAAAUCUUAAACUAAAGACGAACGAGAACGAUAGUAUUCAGCUGAAAAAGGAGACGGAAUCGUUGAUGUCAACUCUGGCUGCCAUUCAAGGAAAGAACACACAUUUAGAGAAUAGCCUGAGCUCAGAAACCCGUCUUAAGCUUGAUCUUUUCUCAGCCCUUGGAGAGACCCGUCGACGACUCGAGAUCGCUCAAGGACAAUUAAUGAAUAAAGAACAGGAAAUCAUAAAUCUUAGAGGAAAGAUUGCAGAAGUCAUGGCCGUUAUGCCCCUUGCGACAGCUAAUGGUGAUUCCCAUCAAGUUUACACUUCUCAUCAUUCACCCCCACCACCGCUGACCAGUCAUGAUGAUGUCACAAGCGGGACUGUCUUUAUACCAAAAGCAAAAAAUUGUUUAUUGUAAGAAAUGGUACAUUGUUACCGAACAUUAGUUGUUAUUUUCACAACUGGUUUGAAAGGACAUUAUUUCAUUGGAAAGUAGAUGUACACAAUUCUAUGUUGUCGCAUUCAUAAAAGAAAUAAAUUUGAGUUUAAA